This is a messenger RNA of Raphanus sativus (radish), 869 nucleotides long. RefSeq lists its product as uncharacterized. The coding region runs from base 204 to 728 and encodes 174 amino acids. The record is from RefSeq and is a predicted model, not a curated record. The transcript has a single exon. Lineage: Eukaryota; Viridiplantae; Streptophyta; Magnoliopsida; Brassicales; Brassicaceae. Gene Ontology annotation, molecular function: zinc ion binding.
UUGACUUUGGCAUGGUUGAUAUUAGAAGUUACGUGUAUCCCAAGAUGAUAACUGAAUCAUUCCGAGGUGGACUGUUCCACCCCAUAUUUUUUAAUAAAUUAUAUUAUCUCUGUUUUCUUUUAGAUUUGGUUCAGCUUUUUAUCUCAUCAAGCCUCUCUGUUUCUCUCUCAAAUUGACCUUUUCCAGUUUGGGCUCUCUCAACGAUGCAAGGUGAAGUACAAUUGCAGCCGAUGGGUUCGCAGAAACGGAAUGAUCCCGCUCUUUCGCUGAGAAUGUCUCCUUCUUCUUCUUCUUCUUCUUCUUCUUCUUCUUCUUCUUCUUCUUCUUCUUCUUCCGCGGCAGGAAGUUCCGUGGAGAUAAAGGCUGAAGAUUCUGCUCCAUCUCCUAUCUGUCGUAUCUGUCGGAAAAAUGAUAGGAGUGAUAUAGUUGGGAAUGAACUGAUAUCCCCGUGUAUGUGCAGAGGUACUCGGCAGUUCGUGCAUCGCUCGUGUUUCGAUUGUUGGCGAUGGGUCAAGAAAGGGUUUUCUUCCUCUCACUGCCCCAUCUGCAAAGCUCAGUUUCACUUCCGUGUCGAUCUCUGUCAUCGUAUCGACUCCUGGCGGAUAAAAUUCGCGCUCAUGUCCAACAGGGAUUUGCUCUUGUUGUUCUUAGCUGUGCAGCCUGUGAGUCUUCUCUCUCUCUCAUAUCUUGACCUGGUUCUGUUUCGCUUGACUUCGUCCCAUUGUUGAGAAUUUUAAGGUUAUAGCUGCGUUAGCCGGAAUUGCAUACAAGAUGGAUAAAAACCAAGACUUUCGCAACAAUGUCUAUAAAAAUAGCACGGUUUACACGGAUCGCAUAUUCGCAAAAUAUCCCAUCCCGUUUUAUUAUAC